AUGAUUCCGGGUUUGAGUACUACUGGAAACUACACUACGAUCAUUCCCCUCCUGGUUUUUGUGUCCAUAAGUAUCGCUAAAGAAGGGUACGAUGAUUUACGCCGUUAUAAGCUUGACCAAGUCGAAAAUAAUCGGGAGACCAAGGUACUUCAUACCUAUCAAUCUGUCGGUCUGGAAUCAAGGGCAGCCAGUGGAGGACGUCUGAGUGGAGAAGAGAACACUUCUCUUCACGCUGAGGGGCCGAAACACUGGGCAUCUGUCAAGUGGAGAGACAUUCAAGUUGGCGAUGUUGUUAAGUUGAAACGAGACGACAAUGUCCCAGCCGAUAUGGUUUUGUUGUAUUCUGAUGGCACGAACGGAAUUGCUUAUAUCGAAACGAUGGCCUUAGACGGAGAGACCAAUUUGAAGAGCAAACAGGCACCACCAACGUUGGCAAAACGUUGUACCUCCGAGGACGACAUAGCUUCGUGCUGCGCCUUGGUCGUUGUCGAGGACCCAAACAUUGACCUAUACAACUUCGAUGGACGUGUUACUGUUGAUGAAGAGACACUGCCAUUAACCGCCAACGAGACAAUCCUCCGUGGAAGCACUCUCAGAAACACGUCGACAGCAAUUGGGAUGGUCAUCAACACAGGAGAGGAGUGCAAGAUUCGGAUGAAUGCCAACAAGUCUCCACGCAUAAAAUCGCCAGCGAUGCAGGUAAUAAGCAACAAGAUCGUUGUGUUGCUGGUAGUCUUCGUCGUUCUUCUUUCGUUGUUCUGCACCAUUGCUUAUCAGAUCUGGUCCGAAAACGUGGAAGAGAAAAGUUGGUAUUUGGCAAAUGCCCACGUACCUUUCGCCCAAAUCAUUAUAGGGUUCAUAAUUCUCUACAAUACGCUGAUCCCAUUGUCACUUUAUGUGUCACUGGAAAUCAUCAAAGUUGGGCAACUGAUUCUCAUGAGCGAUGUGGAGAUGUAUGACCCUGUAUCCGACAAACCUAUGGUCUGCAACACGACAACAAUCCUGGAAAACCUUGGCCAGGUAGACUACAUCUUUUCCGACAAGACUGGUACCUUGACCGACAACGUAAUGAAAUUCCGUAAGCUCAGCGUUGCUGGCUAUGCCUGGCUUCAUGACGUUGACCUCCAGAAGGAAGUUGCUUUACUUGAGCAACACCAUGAAGCUGCCGAAAAGGAGAAAUCAAAACUUAAGGGCAAGGGAAAGGGCAUUGCUAAGCGUCAUUCAAAGAAGAAUGCCUCUCGAUCGGCCCCGGAUAGAGGUACUGUGUCGGAGAGUUCUAGCUCUAGAAUACUCCGGUCUGAUUCAGUUCGAAGGUCCGCCUCUCUUUCUCUCUGGAAGUCAUCGGCUCGGCCUUCUAAAGUGCAGCCGGAGAUGCGAACUGAAGAUCUCCUGAAAUUCAUGCAGCACAGACCUCACAGCAUCUUCACGAAGAAAGCCAAGUUUUUCCUCCUUUCGCUUGCACUGUGCCAUACCUGCCUGCCAGAAGUUCAAGAGAGUGGAGAGAUCGACUUCCAAGCCGCUUCACCGGAUGAAUUGGCACUUGUCAAAGCAGCGCAAGAGCUAGGAUUUAUGGUUAUUGAUCGACCAGCACGCUCUAUCACCUUGACCUACCCAGGUGGACCAGAUUUCAUGGAGCAGAUUACGGAGUCCUACGAGAUUUUGGAUGUCAUCGAGUUCUCGAGUAAGAGAAAGCGAAUGUCCAUAAUUGUUAGAUUUCCCAAUGGCAAGAUCUGCAUCUUUUGUAAGGGAGCGGACUCUGCAAUCAUGCCCCGGUUGAAGUUGGCCCCUCUAGCGAUGGAGAAGAAAAAGGAAGUUUUGAGGCGAUCUAGUGUCAGGAAAAGCAUGGAGGCAGACCAAGCCCUACGACGGCUGAGCGAAAACAGUCCAAGGACCAGCUUUAGUCGGCCGAGCGUGAGCGUUUCCCGUCGAAGCCGGAAAAGCAUUGGUAACGGCCGGUCAAGUAUGGCUAGUGCAAGACUGCAACCUAUUCGGGAUGAGCUGGAUUCUUGGCUCAAGCAACGAGAGCAUGACGUGGACGUGGAGGCGGGACCAGAAGAUCUAAUUGCGUAUCAGUCGCCAAGAACAUCUAUGAAUAGGAUGUCUUUCGCGUCCGACCGGCGGUUCUCAUCGUACGAAGAUGAUGUGCACGAUCUUAUAGACGAGGAUCUCGUGCUGGAUGAGGCUUCAGUAUUCGAACGCUGCUUUCAGCAUAUCGAUGACUUUGCAUCUGAGGGCUUACGGACUCUUCUUUUCGGCUACAGAUUUUUGGAAGAACAUGAAUUUUCCAGCUGGAAGAAGUUAUAUCUUGAUGCAACAACAAGUCUUGUAGACCGCCAGAAGUUGAUUGAGAACGCUGGCGAAAUGAUUGAACAGAAUUUCGAUUUGGCAGGUGCAACCGCGAUCGAGGAUAAACUUCAAAAAGGCGUUCCAGAGACAGUCGAUAAAUUACGGAGAGCAAACAUUAAGAUAUGGAUGCUUACUGGUGACAAGAGAGAAACUGCCAUUAAUAUCGCCCAUUCUGCGAGGAUUGCCAAGAACUAUUCCGAAGUUGUCAUACUGGACCAUAAAACUGGUGAAGUUGAACAACGGAUGGCCACAACACUGCUGGACAUCACUAAGGGUGCCAUUGCACACUCGGUCAUUGUUGUCGAUGGCCAAACCCUCAGCGAGAUCGACGCCAAUGAGACACUGGCCCUGCUUUUCUUCGAUCUCGUCGUCCUUGCAGAUUCCGUGAUCUGCUGUCGGGCCAGUCCCAGCCAGAAAGCUUCUCUAGUCAAGAAGAUCAGGACGAAAGUCAAGAAAUCGAUUACUUUGGCUAUCGGCGACGGUGCCAAUGAUAUUGCUAUGAUUCAAGAGGCACACGUUGGUAUUGGUAUCAGUGGCAAGGAAGGUCUCCAAGCUGCAAGAAUAUCCGAUUAUUCUAUCGCCCAGUUUCGAUUUUUGCAGAGGCUUCUGCUUGUCCACGGCCGAUGGAAUUAUGUCAGGACGGGUAAAUAUAUUCUCGCGACAUUCUGGAAAGAACUCACGUUCUACUUGGUACAAGCUAUCUACCAAAAGUGGGCAGGGUACACUGGUACCUCACUGUUCGAGUCCACGUCUUUGACCGUUUUCAAUACGCUCUUCACAUCACUUCCUGUUAUAUUCCUAGGCAUUUUCGAACAAGAUCUCAACGCAUCAACUUUAUUGGCUGUACCGGAAUUGUACAUCCAAGGCCAACGGAACGAGGGAUUCAAUAUUAAAAAAUAUCUAGGCUGGAUGUUCAUGGCCGCUUCCGAAUCUAUGAUCAUUUUCUUCACCAUGAUCCUCGAAAUGCACAAUAAGACCUACAUGUCGGCCCUUGGCUGGCUCAUCUCGAUCGGUGGAUGGUUCCUCUGGACUCUUUUCUUGUCCGCUGUCUACAAACCGGGAAAGAUGUACCCGCUCUACCCCAUCAAAGACGGCUUCAUCAAAUUCUUCGGCCAUGAUCUCUUAUGGUGGAUGGUACUAGCCCUUUCUCUCGCUUGUCUCAUACUUCUCGAAAUCGGUGCCAGCAGCGUCAGAAAGGCAUUCUGGCCUACAGACACUGAUGUCUUCCAAGCACUGCAGAAGGAUAAACUUAUCAGGCAGAGGUUUGAAGAGACGAUAAGAGCGGAACAGGAAGGCGGUGGCGAAGUAGAGAUGGCCAGGGAGAAGACGAGUACGCAAGCUCGAAGGGAAAUAGAGAUCCAAGAGUUGUUGGAUAGGCCUCGUGUCAUGGAUGGGGCUGUCACAGACGCAGAAGUAGUGAGAAGCCCUGUGGAGAUGAACGAAUCCAGCGUGAUUCGCAGCGCGAGCGGCAGCCAUCUUACGAGAAGGAAGUUCUCGACAGAUGGUCAUGGUAGAAGGGGAGGGGCCACGGAGGAGUACGAGCUUGUAGCCCGCAAAUCUGUGCCUCCGAAGACAAGACAUUCGGUUGAUAUUGCUGAAAUACUUGAGAGGAGAUAGCGGGAAUUACUGAUAAUUGCAUCCUUGGUUGUAUUACUGGGGACCAUUGGGUUUGGAUUGCGGGGCAACAGGGCGGCUGGCUGGCUGUAUGAUACGGACAUUACACAUAUACUGGAUGCUGGGCUGGCUGGUUGGAUAAAAUAUGGGUUUGGGUUUGCCACGGAGUGUACAUACGGAAUGGCGCUUGAUAUCAUUUAUGUGGCUUCUGCAUCUUAAUUCACUGUAGAAAUUGAAAAUCUUCUUCAUGCACAUCAAGGUGCUGACU
Molecule: messenger RNA, 4228 nt
Organism: Hyaloscypha bicolor E
Lineage: Eukaryota; Fungi; Ascomycota; Leotiomycetes; Helotiales; Hyaloscyphaceae
Product: putative phospholipid-transporting ATPase
Exons: 4
Coding region: 1-3963 (1320 amino acids)
Biological process (GO): post-Golgi vesicle-mediated transport; phospholipid translocation; endocytic recycling
Cellular component (GO): plasma membrane
Molecular function (GO): magnesium ion binding; ATP binding; ATP hydrolysis activity
Source: RefSeq, a predicted model, not a curated record